Messenger RNA from Synchiropus splendidus (mandarinfish), 7991 nucleotides. RefSeq names its product adherens junctions associated protein 1 (gene ajap1). The coding region runs from base 688 to 1842 and encodes 384 amino acids. Gene Ontology annotation, molecular function: beta-catenin binding. The record is from RefSeq and is a predicted model, not a curated record. Gene Ontology annotation, cellular component: cell-cell contact zone; cytoplasmic side of plasma membrane; plasma membrane. The transcript has 6 exons. Lineage: Eukaryota; Metazoa; Chordata; Actinopteri; Syngnathiformes; Callionymidae.
GCAGGUCCGCUCCGUCAGUCUGAGAGAAGAGGAGCAGCAGGAGGAGCAGGAGCAGCCACUCAUCCUCCUCUCUCCAACUCCACUGGAACAAGUCCGGGAUUCUGCGCCUUCGAUCUCCAUCGACUCUUUUUUUUUUUUCCCCUCCUGAUUUUGAUUCGUUUUCUUCACGCACUGAGAUGUUGGUGGAUGACGAGGACCCCCCGUCGACACUGACUUGUCACCUCUGAAGCUUCCACCCCGAUUUAUUUUGGGGGGGUGUCGCUCCUCUGUGAUGCAGAAGAAGGCGUGCAGUCUUUUGCGACCAUGAGGACCACGGUCGUUUGCGCCUCCGCGAGAAGGUCUCUUCAUGAAGGCAAACUUUGAGGACAGCGACUGUCGCUUUCCCACUCACCUGUCCUCCUCCGCACGCGUCCCCUCGUUCUUUCCAACUGGUGAAGUGACACAUCGGCUGGACAAUUCACCUGGCAACUUCACUAGAGACUUGACAUUUGUUGGAGUCCGCCAGCGCCGUCGGAGGAAUUUAAUGUGCGCCACGUCCGCGGAUAUUUCCUAAACCAUGUUCGCGUUAUUGACAGCUGGAGUAAGGUCUGUUACCUGAGUGUUUUCAUCCGCUGCUGUUCGGUGGAGACCCCCGUCUCGAUGGGAGGCUACCUGGACGACUGAGUCCGAUUCGGCUGUCACGGAAAAAUGUGGAUUAAACGCAGUCUGUCUGCGGUGAGGCCAGGCAUCCAUGUGGGGCACCGGAUGUGGCUCUUGCUGGCUAUGACCCACCUAACAAUGGACUUCUCUGUGUGCAGCCCACUCAGUCAAGGUCUUGGGGUCAAAGUAAUGCCUAAACCACUGCCUCGCUCGCGGCCUCGCUUGCAGCCCAUUUGGGACACGCCAAACAAACUCCACUGGAGAACAGUGAGCCCUCUGGCCCGUCGGCUCCUCAGCCCUAUCUCUUCUCCCCAAGACAUCCGGGCUGGGCUUGGCUCGAAGGUCAAGGGUCAGAAGUUUCGCAAGCCACCUCAUAAAGGACAGACGGCAUGUAAGGAGUGCCGGUGGAGAGUCUCUCAGGUGGAAAGCGGCGACGAAGGAGCUCCUAUAUCGAGUCGGAGCAAAGAAAACCCGGUGAGGUUGUUGCUCAGAGCCAGGAGGGAGUUCAAAUGGGACAGCUACGACAAGUCCCAGGAGGGUCGGACUACGACGGUGGCUGGAUUUAUUGACUGGGGUCCCACAGGAACAGACAGCAUCGAUGAUGAUGGAAAACCGGGGCCAAACACAACACUGUCUACGAGGGCCUCCACCACUACAGCGGCGACGACCGCGAGCACUACAAGACUUUUCCAGACGACGUCGACUGUAGUGACCACACCUGAGCCCAAGAGGAUAAGCACCACCACGAAAAGCUUCGGGGAGGCUGUCAAACCACCAAAGCCAUAUGGGGAAACCCCCGGUUUGGCAGUUCACCAGAUAAUCACAAUCACUGUGUCCCUCAUCAUGGUUAUCGCAGCCUUGAUCACAACACUCGUCCUUAAGAACUGCUGUGCGCAGUCUGGAAAUGGCCGCCACAAUAGCCAUCAGCGCAAGAUUCACCAGCAGGAAGAAAGCUGCCAAAACCUUACAGACUUUACCCCAGCUAGGGUGCCCAGCAAGGUGGACAUCUUCACUGCCUACAACGACAGCCUGCAGUGCUCCCACGAGUGCGUGCGGACUGCCGUGCCCAUCUACUCCGACGAAAUGAUCCAGCAGACGCCUGUCUACAAAACAUCAUACAACGGAAACAGGCUCUCCCCAACUGAAAGGCAACUCAUUCCUGUGGCCUUUGUGUCAGAGAAAUGGUUUGAGAUUUCCUGUUGACGGCAUGAAAGCUUUCUUCUCUUCCGUGGGAGAUACUGAGUGAAUUCAUAAUCUGGAUCCAGUCGGACACCAGACACACAACACUUCUUUUGUAAAAUCGCGUGCUCACUCUUUGGACGCUGGCGAAGAUCUUUAUUUUUCUAGAAUCGACACGCAAAGCAGCUAAGACGCUGCCAUUCCAUAUUCCCAAGAACUCCAGAUAAAGGUGACACGUCGGUACAUUCACAAGAGGAGCCGGGACGGUGAAGAUUUUCAGGGCGGAGAGAGACGGCGAGAUACUUACGGUUGGACGUCGUGGGCUCCCGGGGAAAACCGCCGUGGGUGGACGAGGAACUGUAUUUCUGAACAAUGUGCCAAUAAUGCCGCUAUGUGCCACAACUUGGAAAAACAGAACAGAUGGACAAACAGACAGUUUUACUCCAACUACAUAGUAUGUUGUGUUUUUUAAAGAAAUGUGACAGUUACAAAUUACAAAUGUAUUAUGUUUUUGAAAUAGUUUUAAGAGGAAAUGUAUCACAAACAAUUAUUUAUAUGAAGCGCUAUUCUAUAUCGGGGAAGAACCUUCGGGGAGAUGGAGGAAACGGAAAUGCUUUAUUUCAAAUUCUCUUUGGCUCCCACUUCAAGAUAAAAUCAGGAUAGUUGUUUCUAUUUUUUUACACUGAAACACCCCACGCUCUGGUUCGUGAAGAGGAAGAACCACCUGAAUGAAAGUUGGCUGAGUAUUUUCCCCAUGUAUUUUUUUGGUUUUAAUUCAGAGUAGACCUCGAGGGCAGGUGAAGUGAGGGCGAGUGCACGGAGCUGGACAGGACAUUUUUACUGCCUCAGGUCUGUCUAGCUCUGUUGCGCACGUUACUUGGGUUUCAACCCAGCAGCUUUGUGUUUGCUCCCCUGAGCUGAGAUUCAUUCAAGUCAACCAAUUUUUGCAUAUCCGAUUACUUUGCACAUUGUUAAGCUCCCGCCAAUAAUGUGUCACCGGAGAGCAGAGCAGGACUCGAUGUGUAAUCUGCUGCAGAAUUUGAGUCGAGUAAGAAUCGAAGUUUGACCUGCCAAGACUGCAGAUUUGUGUUCUCUUAGGGCCUGAUUUAUUAAAGCGGAAGGAGAAGAAUUGGCAGAGCUGUUUUUGGAUGCCGAGGUUUGUAGAAAGCAGAACAAUAUUAGGUCGAGGAGUGGAAGCCAAAAACGACACUUGUUUUUCUGCUUGUUGCAGUGCAUUAUGGGACAGUCACAGUUUUCCUGGCAACACAUUGACAGCUCAAAGGAUUUAUUUGGACUGCAAAAAUUGUAUUUCGUCGCUGCGUUAUUCAGGUGUUGUCGUCCAUGUUGCCAUGGAAACAGAGCCAACAGGAACAGGGUUUUUCAGCCAGUGAGUAGAAAAAAAUAUUCAAUUUCAAGUCAUCCACUUCCAAAGAACGGCUCGCGUUGUAUGAGGGGCAAAAAAAAAAAAGCGCAUACCAAAAACGUUUGUGACGCGCCUUUACUAAAUCAGGCCGGUCAAGUCGAACAUGUUGGAGUGAGAUCUGUGGAAGUGAGAAAACGUCCCGUGAAAAACGCCUCCCUCUUGGGUGAAUCUUCGCUUGUGCGAUGGAAACAGCCAUCUCUGGCUGCUGUGCUGUACGGUUAAACAAAGCACAAAAACGAAACGUUCCUGGCUGCAGACAGCAAUAUGUACAGAGCAAGAGUGGAUGAAAGUCAAUUCGGCCAGAAGCACAGGACCCUCCCUGUGAGACAAGUCUUUGUCAAUUCCUCCGUCAGAUGGUUGUGGAUUAACACUGUGGUACCAAACUGCUUUCGCCCAUUUAAAAACCAGACGGACCCACAUCAGCGUCAGGCUCUUUGACAUACCAUAUAUUUUUGUGAAUGAAGAGCGCAAUCGUCCUAGAGAGAGGGUUAUGAACACUUAAUGUAUAUUAUACACAUGUAAAUGUAUUUUCUAUAUAUUUGCUUCUAUUUGUGUAUAGGUGUGUUCUAUUUUUCGAGACCUUGCCCGUUUUCCGGGAAGGUUUUAAACUAGGUCUGGGAUAGUGUCUUUGUUUACAUGUGUAACUACGGUAUUUCUUUGGAAACACAAACCUUGUGCCAAGCUUCCUACCUGCACUUUGGAGCAGUGUGUGUGUGUUAUAUCUUUAGCGACAGUAUAAUACUUCAGUGGACGCUGCAAUAGUUUCUUGACCGGAGCGGGACUUUGAACUCGAAUGUCCGACGAGCAAGAUCACAUCCGGUUGUUGUGUCUGGCGGUCGGAGGGAAACCUGUUCUUCAUUUUUACAUCGAUGCUAUAAUUCAGUGUUUCCUUACAUUAAUAAUAAACAGUGUGUAUCGAACUGUAGCUGCCAAGAAGAACUUCAUUUGGUCCAGACCGGGAUUCAUUCAUUCAUUGCUCAGUAGUGUCUAAAAUACACACACAGAAUAUGAAUUGUAUAUGUUAGUAAAUACUUUCAGAUUCAAGUUGAUGCUGCGGAUGAAAAAUAUUCACAAUAACUCAACUGAGAAGCAUAUUCAUCAUAGAUUUCCCCAUUCAAUUCUAUAUGAUCUUAAAUAACACGUUCUCAUUUGAGAAGAUGUUGCCUUAUAAAAUCAUUUAGAUAUAGAUAUAUGUAGUUUCUUCGAGCUCAUAUGAGAUCAUUUAUUUUUCUUCCAGAACAUUCAUAGAGGUUUUAUCUAGAUAUUCAAAGUACGUUUCGUGCCGGUGGCUGUUGACAUGGACUGCAAUGACCUAUUUAUAUCCAUGUUUUCCUUGAACUCCGACCACAGUUGCUUGCUUCCUUAUUGUCUGUCUAAACACACAAUGCAGCCGCAGAUGAGUCUGUGUUUGUGCAUCUGAAACGCACAACUAGCUGGUGCUAUUAUUUGAGCUUUAUUUGCUUCACAAUACGCUCAGAUUUAUAUUGGCUGUAGUUCUUCGGCAAACACAGAUACACUUUUUACCUUGCUUGAGUUAUGAGGCUGUGGUGUAUGACAUGGAUUAAAAUGUCACCUUACACUUAUAAGUUACAAAUAUAUUUAUUUUAUUUUUAUUGACGCAAUUCCAUGCGAGUUCGCCCAUCCAUCUACGCAGCAUUAUUUUCCCUCCCACCUUGUUGCGAUGGACUCAUUCGCGACACCAAACGCAAAUAUUUCCGCUGAGGCUCGCGAUUCAGACAUGAUGGUUCUGAAUCUAUUCUUAAAUGUCCAAAUUCCAAACAGACAGAACAAAAAAGCGGAACUCACUAGUGCAGAGGACGUAAACAAACAUGGCUGACCACUAGAUCCGUCUCUCUCAACGCUAUGUCUGACACCCGACAUCCCACCCUGUGGAAAAUGCUAUAUCAGACGCUCUUCCAAAAGUCUGUCUGUCUCCAAGUAUCAUUCUGAUACUUCUAUAUAGAUGCAUUUAAAUUUUUUUUUUUCAAAAAUAUUUAUGAAAUUGAAAACAAAUAUAUUUGCCCGUAUAGUUAUAUUUAUGAAUGUACAUAUUUAUACAUAAUUCUGAAUCCACAUUUCCCUAUUCUAAAAUAUUCACCCGUGUUUUUUAUAUUUCCGUCGCAACUUUCCUGUGGUUCCACAAGCAGCAUUUGCAGUCCAUGUUGAUGAUCACAGUGAUAGAGAGGAAGGUGUUUUUCCACAUUGCAGAGCAAGCUAUUGUUGACGAAAGCCGCGAGCCCGACAGUGGGAGCCUGUCCACUUCCUGUCCCAGGGGCGCAUCUCGACAAAAACACACCAGGAAUGAGCAGUCGUGAACGCAAAGGGCACAUUAAUCUGCAAAAACAUCUUUUACCUCAGCAUAAAAUCCCACUGAUGUUCAGCGAAAACGCCUUGUUGCAUACUUGCCUGUUCAUUUUAUGUCUUUCUUCUUCGCCGAUAAGCUUCGCGUGUGCUAUUGCUGUUAUCAGGUAAACAGAUUUCUCAUUUAAGGGUCUUUUCACAGACACCAAAGACUCAACAUGCCUUUUCCACGCGCGGAAUGAGUACUUUGCAGAUCCUGUUUCUGUCUCCUCAGCAACCCGUGAACCCCUCAGCACAAACAAACUGUCAAUCACGCAGCUUUUGGUGUCAGGAUGAAGCGUCACGCGCUGAUCUGAGAAGGCUGUGAUUCAGAUUUGCAUGUCAGACAUGCCGAGUGCAGCACAUCGACAUAUGUGGUGUUUGAACGGACUAUUAGCUGCGGUGGGUUCUUAUUGACAUAGUUUAAUUGGGGAAAUCGCGUUCUCCAUCAGCUCAAACAGCCUGAUCGACAUCUUCAUUCCUCCUUCUUUUGAAAGUGAAGCCUUUAAAUGUGAGUUCUGUUGAUGGGAAAAACAGACGUUUACAAAGUGAGCCAGUUUGAGUCCAGAUUUUCAAGCUAGAACAAAAAAAAUAUUGCAUAAAAAAAGACACUCUCUCACUAUAAAAACAACCUCACUAGUAUAAACACAUGUUUAAACCCACAAAAUGGAUUCACAACAAAAAAAACAAAGCAUGUGUGUGGUGGGAAACUAGUGUGGGUGGAAAGGGUUUUUUUUUUUUUUUCAAAUCUAAUGUAAUGCCUUGUCGGUCAAGAGCAUUUUUUCACCAAUUUAAACAUGUUUUUUUUAUGGCUUUAUUGGAUUAUUUAUACUUAAACUCCACCACUUGGGGCAAGAGUUAAAGUAUAAAUAAUCCAAUGCUGCUGCAGCGGUGGUGAAGAGGGAGCUGAGUCACAAGACGAAGCUCUGGAUUUACCGAUCGAUCUACGUUCCAGCCCUCACCUAUGGUCACGAGCUUUGGGUCAUGACCGAAAGGAUGAGAUCGUGGAUACAAGCGGCUGAGAUGAGUUUCCUCCGCAGGGUGGCUGGGCGCACCCUUAGAGAUAGGGUGAGGAGUUCGGUCAUCCGGGAGGAGCUCGGGGUGGAGCCCCCUGGACGCCUCCCUGGGGAGGUGUUCCGGGCAUGUCCUACCAGGAGGAGACCCCGGGGAAGACCCAGGACUCGCUGGAGAGAUUAUGUCUCGGUCUGGCCUGGGAACGCCUCGGGAUCCCCCCCGAAGAGCUGGAGGAGGUUUGUGCGGAUCGGGAAGUUUGGGCUUCCUUGCUCCGAAUGCUGCCUCCGCGACCCGACUCCGGAUAGGAGGCAGAAGAAGGUGAAGGUGAAGGUGGACUAUUUAUUAUUUUAAAUGCAGAAAAAAAUGUAUUGAAAAACUAAUAUACUGUAUCCCUAGUUGAAGAAUGAAUUCCCACUCAAAAAUGCUUCUUAGAUUUUCCACAAUUUAUUUUGAAAGUUUAAAACUGAAGCCACUUGAACACCCACUUGAGCUCCUUCCACUGACUUGAACAGAGUUGCAUUUAUUUAUUUUAACUACCCAGAGCUCCACCUCAAAAAUCCAUCCUGCUGACUGAAAACAUUUUAUUUUCUUUUUCCGCCUGGUCUUUGUUCAGGCUGUCGUCGUGUUUCACCGCUACAAAGCCGUCACUCACUCUGCGCGACGUCCUCAUUUCCACGUCCCCCGGAAUGAGCUUCACGCCGUUCCUGCUUAUCAACUCAGACUUGAAGAUACCAACAACACUGUUUCUAAAUUCUCCCCUAAUCCCUAAUCUAGAUGAAGAUGAUAAGAGCUCGACCCAAAUCUGCUUUUCAUUAGUGGAAGAGGUUUAACAACGGAAGACAAAGCGCUUAAUUCACGUUGACUCCGGUGGUGACAAUAGCAUGAGCCGUCACACAAAGCAAACAAUAACAUGUUUUGAGUGAGUGUUUUAUAUGAGUUAUUUCAAUAAAAAAAGGGGGGGUUGGGGUCAUACUUAACAUGAGGGAAGUCGUGCUGUCGCCAUACAAAUAAAGACUUUGUACCUUGUGACUCUUUUACUUUUUAUAUUUGUGUUUAAUAUAUCAAUGAGUACCUCUGUUCACUUUUGUACAAGACUAUAGUCACACACACACACACGCACACACACUCAGACACUCCUCCGCGAAGGAGCUGCAGUCUUAUAUCUGUGACAGCUAAAUGUUGUACAACUUUAAUUUUGUGUCAGAUGGACAACACCUCUUCCUUUUUGUAGUUAUUGGUAAUUGUUGAGAUUUUUUUUGUUUCCGGUGACAUUUGAUUUGGUUACUCUUGUACUACUUAAGCUCUGUAUUUGCAAGCACUGUAAAUGCGAUUCGGGUUGGACUCGUCCUCUGUACAUUUAAUACUCCAAUGUUGCUAUAAAUAAAAUGUGAAACAA